AUGACUGAGGAGCAAAUAAAUGAUCUAUCAAUACAUGAAGAUGAUGAUGUCGUGGAUCCCUGGAAUGUAGCUGGAAAGUCUGAAACGGGGAUAGAUUAUGACAAGCUUAUCAAAAGAUUUGGCAGUCAGAAAAUAGACGAGGAGGUUAUAGCAAGAUUCGAGAAGGUUACUGGCAAGAAAGCUCAUCACUUCCUAAGACGAGGCAUAUUCUUCUCUCACAGGGAUAUCCACAGUAUUUUGAACCUGGUGGAAUCCGGAAAGAAGUUUUAUUUGUACACUGGGAGAGGUCCAUCUUCGGAUAGUAUGCAUAUAGGACAUAUGAUACCAUUUAUGUUUACAAAGUGGUUGCAAGAAGUGUUUGAUGUUCCGCUGAUAAUACAACUUACUGAUGACGAGAAGGUUAUGUGGAGGGAUAUAAAGGUAGAAGAUGCAAGACAGAUGGCUUACAGCAACGCCAAGGAUAUCAUUGCAGUGGGAUUUGAUCCAUCAAAUACAUUUAUAUUCAAUGAUCUAGAUUUUAUUGGUCAAUGUCCAGCAUUCUACCAAAAUAUGCUGCGGAUACAAAGGUGUGUGACGUUCAAUCAAGUGAAGGGAAUCUUUGGGUUUGGUGAUUCAGAUGUUAUUGGGAAAAUUACCUUCCCAUCUAUAGAGGCGGCACCUGCCUUCUCCACUACAUUCCCAUUCAUUUUUGAUAAUAAAGUGGUACCUUGUCUAGUUCCUUGCGCCAUCGAUCAAGACCCAUACUUCCGUCUGACCCGUGACGUAGCUCCGCGUCUUCGUCUACCAAAACCAGCGCUCCUACAUGCCACGUUCCUACCAGCCUUACAGGGAGCUCAACACAAGAUGUCCGCGAGUGAUCCAAACGCAUCUAUCUUCCUUAAUGAUACUCCGAAGCAGAUUAAGAAUAAGAUCAACAAGUAUGCGUUCUCCGGCGGGCGCGCGACAGUAGAGGAGCACAGAGAAAAGGGCGGGAACACUGACGUUGACAUCUCAUACAAAUACCUCACGUUCUUCCUAGAAGAUGAUGACAGACUCGCUGAGAUAAAGAAGCAGUAUGAAUCCGGUGAGAUGUUGACCGGUGAAUUAAAGAAGAUAGCCAUCGAUACCAUAACGCCCAUCAUCACGGACUACCAGCAGAGGAGGGUCAAGGUCACGGAUGACGUCAUGAAGGAGUUCUUCGCUAUCAGGAAACUCAACUUCUAG
Molecule: messenger RNA, 1203 nt
Organism: Danaus chrysippus (African queen)
Lineage: Eukaryota; Metazoa; Arthropoda; Insecta; Lepidoptera; Nymphalidae
Source: the annotation of a GenBank genome assembly